AUGCCAAUCACUACCUAUCUGCUGUCUCGUCUAGCAGUUGUUGAGACUGCCUUCCGUCAUCUGAAUAUGUUUGAAACUGGUAUUCAAGAUGAAUCUGUUAUACGAGAUGAACGUCGAUCAACUAAACUAUUUUUAGCUCUUCUCAGUAUUUCAUUAGUCAUUAUCGGAUUGUAUUACUCAGUUAUACGAUAUAGACAAACCAUUUCAAUUCCAUCUCCGUCAAUUAUCGAAUAUUCUAGUUCAUCGGAAAAAGUAUUAUUACAAUGUUCUUGUAAGAAUGCAGCAGUAAAAUAUGACGAAUUUGUUGAAAUAAAACCUUCUUAUCAUGAAUUAUGUGAUAGUGAUUUUGUUUCUGAUCGAUAUAUUGAUCGACUCUAUAGUCUCUAUGAACAAAAUUUGGAUAGAUCGAUUUCAACAGACAUUCAUCGAAUAGCUGUAUUUCAAUUUCAAACACUUCGUACACUUUGUCAAUUAGCAAAAAAAAUAACUAACGAUAGUCUUGCAAAAUUUUUAAAAAAUGAAUUUAUUCAAACUCAAGUCAUGGCUAAAGAAUUAUUUGAAAAUCAAAUGGCAUCAUUGAUAACAGAUUAUAUUAAUAGAACAUCAAAAACAUUUGUGAGAACAUUGAAGUUUAUUCAAGAUGUUACAGCACAAAGUUUAUUUAUGACUGGUGCUUCAGUAACUAGUGUUAUUCCCAGAGCGUACUUUGAAGAACUUCCUCUUGACACUUUUCCAUAUCCUGGAAUAAAAUACACAUUUGAAGAUGAAUCUUCUUGUACGUGUUCAAGUUCUACUGCUAAUAAUUGUAUGGGUUUAGCAACAUUGAAUAAUGAUAAUGUUCCUGGUUUUCAAACAGGUUGUUAUAUGUUAAGUGCACUUCUUCAUUCUACACUUGAAAUCUGCUACAAUCAAGAAUAUAUCAACACUUUAACUAGCUCUUGGAAUGAAUAUCGAAAGCUCAAUGAUUCAAAUUCAUAUCCCACAGUUGAAGUAUUACUUAGUCAAAUGUUCAUUACUAAUUGGUCACGUCAUGCAUCUUUUGAACGUUAUUUUAAUCAUUGUGCACCGACUCUAUGUCAAUAUACAGCAACUUCAAUACACGAUUUCUGGUUUAUUAUCAUAACAUUGAUCGGGUUCUUUGGUGGAUUAUCAUCAGUAUUGAGAAUCGUUAUACCUUUGUUGAUUACGAAACUUUGGCCAAUUAUUUGGAAGUUUAUUACUAGACGACGAGGACGAGCGGCAACUACACAUAUGGUAGAGACAGACGUGAAUACAGUACUCUCCGUUAGUCAACGUAUAAAACGAUUGUUGGGAUUAAUCAAACAAGCAUUGAUUGAUUUAAAUUUAUUUCAAAGUAUUCCUCCAACACAAGAUGAAAAUAUUAUUCGACAACAACGUUACACUACACGACUUUAUAUAAUUCUAUCAAUUAUAGCGUUGAUCAUUUUCACUAUUUUUACAUCUGUUGAUCCACAAACAAAUACUUCUGAAUCAAUAUCAGCAGAUGAUUUUAUUCAACUUUAUGAGAAAUAUUCAAAAACACUUGAUUGUCCUUGUACUCAAACAACAAUUGACUAUGAAUUCAUUUUUAGUAUGAAACCGCAAUAUCAUGAAGUAUGUUCAAGUGAAUUUGUUUCUUCUAAAUGGAUCAAUAUUAAAUUUAAUAAAUGUCCAAUGACAAAUUUAUUAACAAAUGAUUUUCGUUAUCAAUCUCAAUUUCAUUUUCAACUUUUAUCAACAUUAUGUCAAAUGGCUAAUGAAACAAUUCAAGAUUCUCUUCAAUCAUUCUAUCGAACUAAAUUUGUUACAAAUAAAAUAUUCGAUCCUCAAUCAUUUCAGACACAAGUCGAUUCAAUCGUGGUAGGUUUCAAAAAAAGUCUACCUGCAUCAUUUCAACGUGUAAUUCAAUUGAUAAGAACAAACUUUAAAAUUAAUCAAUUCAUUACACCAAUGAAUUCUAUAUUUAGUUUUCAUGCUGAUGAUGAUGAUGAUGAUUUUAACGAACAUAUUGCAUUAUUGCCAUUUAAGCAUAAACCACCAGAAGAAUUAUUAUUAGACGAGACAUAUUUGUGCUCUUCCCCUUCUGGUUCGGAAUGUUACCCAAAGACCAUAAUAAAAGACAAUGAAAUUAACAACAUCAUUCCCGGAAUGGUUCAAUCAGAGUUUCCUUUCGAAGCACUCUUGAUGUCAACAUUAGAAUGUUUAUAUAAUGAAACAUGUCUUUCUAACAUUAAAAAAUUCAUUAACUCAACUCAAUCAUCAAUUAACAUUACUACAUUAAAAUCAUCAUCAUCGUUGAAUAAUAAUCAAUAUGAUCGAAUUGAAACAUUAGCUAAUGAUCUUUUUAUUCGAUCAUGGGAUGAUAAUAAUUCCUAUGGAUCAUAUUUUAACCAAUGUCGUGCAUUAACAUGUCAAUACAGUUAUAAAAGUCGAUUGAGAUUUAUUUAUAUUGUAGCAAGAAUUGCUGGAUUUAUGGGUGGUAUCAAUGUUGUUCUAUAUCUAUUAUUACCAUUUAUUGUUAAAUUAUUGAUGAAAACUUGGAAUUAUAUUCUUCAACGUCAACAAAAUAAUUUCAAUGCCGUAAGAGCAUCAACAUCUAUACAGACCCGAUUUUGGAGUUCUCUUCGAACUCUUUGGAUAUCUGGUAAAAAAAAGAUUGAAGAAUUAAAUCUCUAUCCAAUUAUUCCACCGACAACAGAUUCACAAAUUAUUCGUCGACGUCGACACAUAACUCGAAUCUAUUUGAUAUUAUUAAUUACAACCUUGUUCAUUCUUAUUAUUUAUACAUCAUUGAAACAAGAGACAGUGACAGACUCAGUUUCAUACCCAUCAUUAUCAAAAUACGAAGAAUUAUUUGUUCAAUAUCCUGUAACAUUACAAUGUCCAUGUAAUCGUAUUACAAUCAAAUUCAAGGAGUUUAUAUCUCAAACUGAACCUCAAUAUUAUGAGAUCUGUUCGAGUAUUUUCGUUUCAAAAGAAUGGUUCAAUAGCGUGCCUGACGGAUUUCUAUAUAACAUCGAAAUGAGCAAAAUUGAUUUUCGUAAAAUACUUCGGAUGCAAUUCGAAACUUUGUCAACACUUUGUGAAAUCUCUCAAAAUGCAUUAAAUAUAUCGUUGUCAAUAUUCAAAGAAACUGAUUUGAUUACAGCAUAUGUUAUUUCUCGUACUGAAUUCGACAGUCGAAUAAAAUUAGUCGUCGAACAGUUCAAACAAACAAUAUCUGAUCAGUUUAUAGAGACAUUCAAGUUGAUUCAAGCAAUAAAUCAUGCAAAUCAGCUUGGCACAUUACAUUCGUCUAACUGGAUGUUCUUUCGAAAAAAUCCACAUAAUAAUGUCAAUAUACAUAAAGGUGAGCUGAUGAAUGUACUAACUCGACCACAAAAAUAUGGAACACAUGAUUGUUCAUGCGGAAUACAAUCGAAUUGUUCAAAUCUAGCAGAAUUCCCAUUUCCGACAUCAGAAGAACCAUUCAUACAACAUCUUCCAGGAUUUCUUCAUGGCUGUAUGAUGCUUGAUUCUUUGUUGCAGUCAACUUUGACUUGUCUCUAUAAUAAGACAUGUCUUGAUUUUAUGCAAGCAUCUAUCUAUUAUUCUAAACCUUUACCAGUUAAAGUUCUCACGUAUUCUUCAUUAACAAUGCCUAAUACAACGCUUGAAUCACUUCUUAAUCAAACGUUUAUUUCUCAAUGGUUUCAGAAUACAGCAUUUGAUCGUUAUUUUAAUCAAUGCGCACCUCAGUCAUGUGAAUAUUCUUAUGUAUUAGAAUACAAUUCAUUGUAUGUUGUAACAACAGUAAUUGCUCUGUUUGGUGGUUUGACAAAUGGACUACGUUUUCUUGUGAACAUUCUAGCAAUUAUCAUAUACAAAAUUGUUGAUUGGCGAAAGAAGAAAAGCCAAGUAGUACCAAACUUAACAUCAUCGAAUAUCAUUAUGAAUAAUGAACAUAAUGAGGAGGAGAUGAGCGACGUAAUUCCAAUUCCAAUGCCGAUAGUUCAGGUCAAUAUGAUUUCUGUCGAAGAAGAGCGGCAUCCAGAAAAAAUGCGUCGAGAUCGAAUAAUGCUAAUGUGUUUAACGAUAUUAGGCAUAGCUGCAAUACUAUCAGUGUCUGUUAAUUUAUUUAAGAUUCGAAAUAAAGAACAACAAGUUAUUUCAACAACCAUACAAACAACUACAGAAAGUAGUAAUAAUUUAAUAACAGAAUCAACAGUGACAUCAACAAAUAUUUGUCAUAUGACUUUUAAGUAUCAAUCUCAAAUUUAUCUAACUGAACUUAAUCCUGUGUCAAUGGUGACUGGUGAUUUUAAUCAUGACUGUAUUGAUGAUUUAGCUCUGACUAAUACUGAUUCAGACACAAUAAGUGUGUUGCUGGGAAAUAAGAAUAGAACAUUCCAAACACAACAAAUCUAUUCAACAGGAAAUGGAUCUAGUCCAAGAGAAAUAGCAAUUGGUGAUUUUGAUAAUGAUACAUUUCUAGAUUUGGUUAUUGUUUUAUCUGCAACUCAACAAAUAGUUAUUUUCUAUGGCACUGGAUCAAACAAUCUAUUUAUUCCGUCAACUGACAAUAUUAUCAGCAGUCCAAGUUCCAAUAAAAUAAAUGCGAUUGCAGUUAUUGAUAUUAAUAGUGAUGGUUUUAUUGAUUUAUUUGUUAGUCUUGAUGAAUAUUCUGAAUUUCAAUUUAGUAUCUUUUUAAAUAUGGGCAACAGAUAUAACUUUACAUUCGAACUAUACUCGUAUGAUGUCUGCCCGGGUAUAGUUAUUUCAAUAGUUGUCGAUGAUUUGGAUAAUGAUGCAAGACGAAAUGAUAUGAUCUGGCUCACCAAUGACGAUCUCGUGUUAACUCGCAGUGUAAGUGCAUAUGUGGGAGAAGAUUCAUUCAAAGACGAAGUUUUAACAGAUGACAAAAUGUAUAAAAAUCCAUCCGCUGUAGUCACAGGAAGAUUCAAUAACGAUGAAUUCGUCGAUUUAGCGUUGAUUUCUUCUCAAUCGGAUACAUUACAAGUUAUACUUCGUUAUGAAGAUAGAUUGUUAUCGAAAUGGAAGAGUAUUCCAAUGAUUUAUCUCACCGAUCAUUAUCCGACAUCUAUUGUUCGAAUUAAUUUUAAUAAUGAUCGAAUCGAUGAUUUAGCUAUAUUACAUUGUAAUGGAACUGUAACAAUAUUUAUUGGUUCAAUGGAUGGACUUUUUGAACGAAAAAAUUUAGAUUUUGGAGCUCAUGCAGGUUGCACUGAUAAAUGUUGUGAUUCUUUGCAAGUAAUUAAUUUGAAUCGAGAUGGAAGAUAUGAUCUAGUGUUUAUUGAUACAGGAAUGAAUAGCAUUCAAUUUGCACUAGGUUUACCUUGCAAUGAAUAG
Messenger RNA from Adineta steineri, 5349 nucleotides. The record is from the annotation of a GenBank genome assembly. NCBI's taxonomy places the organism in Eukaryota, Metazoa, Rotifera, Eurotatoria, Adinetida, Adinetidae.